UGCGUUAUUACUAUUUACAACUUAUGAGAACUUCAACUCAUUAGUCAGAAAGGACAUAACUUUGCAAGUAAAUUAUGUAUCUGCUUUGCGUUUGCCUGGCUCUUUGUGAACGAAGUAAUCCACAAAUUUACAACUUGUUUAAAUUGCUGCAAUCAAGCAGCACAAAGAUGCAUUAUCCCUCUGCCCCCCUCCAAAAAAAAAGUAAAACAAAACAAAACAAAACAAACAAAAACAUAGAUACUGAAACAAACUCAGGUUUACAACAACUGCAACAAAAAAGUAGACAAUCUUUUUUCAAAUGAUAACUUUUCUUGAAUUUAUCUUUGACACAGGUGUUCUAAUUUCUGGUAACCGGACGAGAAGGUAACCUAACAAUGACAGAAAAGUUUCCAAGGAAACUCAGCGUGCUUCAUCACAUCCGGCAUGUGAAGCGACACUUCUUCAACUGCAGCAGCCAUACUAUCAUCAAUGUACUGCAAUAUGAGACACUAUUUUCCCUGCAGCAGAGGAGGAAAGGCGCCAUUGUCAUACACACUUUGGUUUGUUUGUAUUGCUUCGGGGCGUUAGCGGUAUUGUGCGAUCACUAUUUUUGUGCUUCACUUGAAAAACUCUGCAGACGGCUCCGCAUUCCAACAGAUGUCGCGGGCGCGACAUUCAUGGCUGCUGGUAGUUCCAUGCCCACCCUGUUCAUUGCAAUCGCGUCCGUGUUCAUGGGCGAAGGUGAUAUAGGCCUGGGCACUAUAAUUGGCUCAACAAUGUUCAAUAUUCUUUUCAUAUCGGCGAUUUGUGGGCUGUGCUCUGGUAUGGCGAUAACCUUACACAUGUGGCCGCUACUGAGAGAUUCUAUCGCGUACACCGUUCAUCUAAUUGCUUUACUGAUUGCCAUCGAAGACAAUAUGGUUCACUGGUAUGAAGCAGUAGUGUUUCCGUUCUUGUACUGCGGUUAUAUAAUCAUCAUGUGCUAUAAUAAAAGACUGGAAGGAUUGUUCGAGAGACUGUGCUCAAGGUUUUGCGACUUUCGCAAAGGAUUUGAAAUGGUCCCAAUGGAAGACCCCCGGGAAAUCGCAAAGGAGGAAGCUACUAAUGAAGACAGCACCGCAAAAUCCGGGGGAGAAGAAACUAGUGAUAAAGGAGAAAAUGUUGAUGAGACAGAUAAAGAAAUCACCAACAGUACAAACGAAGAAAAAGAUAAAAGUGACUCAGAUAAUUCAUGCUCUCAUAUUCACGGUUUUUCACCGAAAUCGCCAUUCGAAAUUCCCAAAACUUCUUUUAAAUUAGUUAUCUGGGUUGUCAUGUUGCCGAUCCAGUCUCUUUUCUUCAUCACCAUGCCCGACUGUCGAAAAAAGGGCUGGGAGAACUGGUACCCAGUUACAUUUGUAGUAUCAAUUCUAUGGAUGGCCAUCAUAUCAUACGUACUUGUAUGGACCGUGUCAAUUAUAGGCGAGACGUUUGACAUCCCAGAAUGCAUCAUGGGAUUGACAUUACUGGCAGCAGGCUCUAGUGUCCCGGAUGCAAUGGCGAGUCUCAUAGUCGCUAAGCACGGCAUGGGGGACAUGGCGCUAGCUAACUGUGUAGGAAGUAAUAUUUUCGACAUUCUUUGCCUGGGGCUUCCAUGGUUUUUAGCCACGACAGUCGUUCAUCCAAACAGCGUCGUUUUAAUUCACAGCGGUCACGUGGUUUACACGUCUCUUUGUCUUUUCGGCACAGUUUUUGCGACAUUGUUUGUAAUUCAUCGAAGCGGUUGGCGGUUAGAUAAACGUACAGGGUGCAUACUUUUGAUUACUUACGUUGUUUUCUUAUCAGCUGCUGUUAUUCUAGAGGCUCUGCCUGGAGGACCCGGCGGUCAGGGGGAUGGGCCCAAGUUAAGCCCACAUCACCCUGGUCACGUGCCACAUAAAGGACUGGGACACCAUAAGAAUGCUCCUUUGAAGAAAGUCACGUGACCUAUCGAGGUUACCGGAGCUGGCGCUCGGAAAGACCACGUAUCAUAUGGUUACAGUAUCUCGUGUUGUCGCCGAGGCAGUUCUCUGUGUAUUUGAUUCGGUAAGAUAUCUAAGCAGUCGGAAUCUUUAGCUGCUCUAUAACAAGAUUCGUAUUUGAUAAUAAUUAUAAGAAAUUAAGAGCUUGACCGCGCGCCAUAAAGUACGUUUGUAAGCCCCUUCACAGACAAACUUCUUAACCAAAAAUAAAACCAGACAUUGAAACGUGGAAUCUUUCAUGAGCCGUAUCAAAUGUAUUAGGUUCGACGCAUAAACUGUUUGGCGUUUUAACCAUGUCUCAAAGUUGUAACAUUCCAUGGCUCCUCCGAUAUAUCUCGAUGAGAGUGGAUCGAGAGAGUUAGCAUGGCAGAGCAAAAUUGUAAAUGCUACCUUGUCCAGUGAAAGGGCAAGUUCCUCGGGCAAAUCGAAGUUCUUGCCCUUGAGACCCACUUGCACCUCUUGCCACUAUAAUUGUACGCUAUUCUAUAGACUCGCUUAGGCCAGUAACCAGUAAGUUAGCGAGGUAUAA
Orbicella faveolata is the source of this 2508-nucleotide messenger RNA. Its product is annotated as sodium/potassium/calcium exchanger 5-like. Gene Ontology annotation, biological process: intracellular calcium ion homeostasis; calcium ion transmembrane transport. The record is from RefSeq and is a predicted model, not a curated record. NCBI's taxonomy places the organism in Eukaryota, Metazoa, Cnidaria, Anthozoa, Scleractinia, Merulinidae. Gene Ontology annotation, cellular component: plasma membrane. Gene Ontology annotation, molecular function: calcium, potassium:sodium antiporter activity; calcium channel activity.